Messenger RNA from Physella acuta, 1800 nucleotides. RefSeq lists its product as uncharacterized. Lineage: Eukaryota; Metazoa; Mollusca; Gastropoda; Physidae. The record is from RefSeq and is a predicted model, not a curated record.
AUGUCUUUACUCUCUCAACAUAAGGCCCAGCUGUUCACUACUUGUUCCCCAGACAGCACCGUCAACGACACCAUCAAGCCGGACCUCGGGUACACAUUUCAGCUCGACCAAUCGGGCAAGGUGAUCAGCAUGUGCUUCAGCUUCCCCAUAAAAGAGAUCAACGGUGAAAAGACCGACAACGCCCAGUUAAUUGUAACCAUCACGGAGUCGGACGAUAGCCAGUUUGAGCUGACCUUGACCUCUGACACCGAUGAGAUGAGGGUCUACGCGUCUGGAUCCAUGUUUGAGAACCCUCCGUUUUACAACGUCACUGGGGUUACACUAGCCGGAAGUUUCGAGAAGUUCCGCGUUGGGCAGAAAGACGCCCAAGUUUUCACUUUAAAUCUAUGCGAUGAAUCAGGGAAAUGCGUUAAAAUGAAUGAGGAUGUGCCCAUCACAAUCAGCCUGAAAAUUAUUACUUUAAAAGAAGUAUCUAUGGCUGUAGCUGGUAUAACAGUCUUCAUAGCGACGGUCUAUUUGUGGAGUCAGAGAACAUUAAAAACAUACCCAGUUAAAAGAGCCGCUGAGCUGGAAGGCACUGAUGCUAUCAAGACAAUACCUGAUGUACAUAGACUGAGCUGCGAUGUGUUGAGGUUUGGAGCUCAAUGCCAGGAUCAUUACCGCUGUAGUAACGAUUCCCUCUAUGCGACGUGCUCCAUUGAGAACGAGUCAAACAUCAACGAGCGGAACAGCAGACACGGUUUGAACGCUCUGGGCCGUUUCCCUCAUGACGUCAAGUGCACCGGACAGAGGCUGAGUUUGGGCGAGAUGGAAUUCACCAACAUCUUCAAUACGUGCCCGGCUAACGAAACAGUGGGGAACUUGCCAUGUGAUGACAUUAUUAGUGGCAUCACUGGUACUACAACAAUAGAGCCAGACCUGGGAUACACAUUUGUGCUCGACGUCUUGGGAGCCUGUUUUAAUGUCACAGUUAUCGAGGUCAAUGGUAAAAGGAUCGACUAUGGCAAGAUUAUCAAGAAGUUGAAGUUUGAAUUUACCCAAAUGAAAACAAACCGCACCGAGCUGGACGAGAACUAUGACAGGAAUGUGAUGAGUGUCGAAAUCCCGUCUGAGUUUGUCGUUGAAAUCAUUGAAAACAACACCCGGCUGUUCAACGUGAAGGAGUUUACAAAUAACGGAUUAUGUGAUUGGCUCCGUGACUGGCGGGGAAAAGGCAGCACCAACAAUGGCACCACCAAGCCGGACCUCGUAUACACAUUUCAGGUCGACCAAUCGGGCAAGGUGAUCAGCGUCUGCUUUAUCCUCAUAAGAGAAAAGACCGACAAAGCCAAGAUAUUGCUGAACGUCACCGAGACCAACGAUAGCGAGCUGGGCCUGGCCUUGACCUCUGACGCCGAUGAGAUGAAGCUCUACAUACAGCCUGGAUAUAUUAUUAUUAUUAGCGACACUUACCCUCUGUUUUACAACUUCACUGGGGUUACACUAGCCGGAAGUUUCGAGAAGUUCCGUGUCGGGAAGAAAGACGCCCAAGAUUUCAAUUUAAAAAAUUGUGAUAGAUCAGGAAAAUGCUUUGAUUGGAAUGAGAAAAGGAUCAUCAGAGUGAUACUGAUAAUUGUUGAUUUAAAAGAAACAUCUAUUGCUGUAAUCGGUGUAACAAUCUUCAUAGCAACGGUCUAUUUUUUGAAUUUUUGGCAAAGAAGGCGAAGACUGAAUCAAUUUGUAUUAAACCUACAGCAACAGAUAGCCGCUUUCCAACAGCAGGCUGCACCUGCGGGUUGACUACGUUCUGCAGCAACCCUA